AUGGCAGCCAUCACACUUCCAUCCAAGACAGAUCUCGCCCAAUUCUGGGUUGGCAAAGACAUGACCGAUGUCCCCAAGCCCGCCGCAGUGCUCGACCGAGCCAUCAUCCGCCGGCAUUGCCAACGAAUGAAGAACACCAUCAAAGCCCUCAACGUUGGAUUCAGAGCCCAUGUGAAAACACACAAGACUCUCGAACUCGCCGCAAUGCAAGUCGACGACACCGCACCCACAGCAAACUUCAUCGCCUCAACACUUCUCGAAAUCGAAAGUCUAACCGGCCUCCUAAAAGCUCUCCAAUCAAAGGGCCAACGCAUCAACAUCCUCUAUGGCAUCCCCCUCGUCCCAUCAAAAGUCGCCAAUCUCGCCAACUUAGCAAAAGACCUAGGUCCAGACAGCAUCUCAGUCAUGAUCGACCACCCAGAUCAAGUCCCCUUCCUCACUAACUUCACCUCUAUUGCGGGAUUUCCCGCUUGUGUCUUCAUCAAAGUAGACACAGGCUACCACCGUGCCGGCGUCCCGCCUGUAUCUCUGAAUAAGAACGGGCUUCUUGAGAAACUAGCCUUAGCCGAAGAAACAGGCUCUGCGCAUUUACUAGGCCUCUAUUCGCAUAGUAGUCUCAGCUACAGCGCCACUACAGCCGAGCAAGCUAUGGGACAUUUGAUCUCCGAGAUCCAGGGAUGCAAAGAUGCGCUGAACAGGUGGCUCCCUCUCCUCCCGAAGCGAGAAUUGGUUAUCAGCGUUGGCGCGACGCCACAGGUUGCAAGCUCGAAUAAUCUUGUUUCGGGAGCGACAUCGCCCAAAGCGAAGGAGUUGAUGGCGUUACUGAGGGAUCCGUGUGAGGGAGCGAAGGUGAAACUUGAGUUGCAUGCGGGCAAUUAUCCGGUUUUGGAUAUGCAGCAAGUUUCUACGAACGCGAGGAUUGGGGCGGGGAGGCUGGAGGAGGAGAUUGCGCUUUGCGUGGUAGCUGAGGUUUGUAGUAUCUAUAAUGAUGGAGAGAGAGAGAGGGCUGAGGUGUUGCUUGCGGCGGGGACUUUGGCGUUGGGAAGGGAGCCGUGUCCUAGUUAUUCGGGGUGGGGAGUGCUUUCUGACUGGGGCUUGAAGAAUAAGGAUAGGCUGGUUGUUGAGAGGAUCAGUCAGGAGCAUGCGAUUGUUGCGUGGGAGGGUGGGAAGGAAGGGGAUAUCCCGUUAGAGAUUGGGCAGGUUGUCAAGGUGUUUCCGAAUCAUGCAUGCGUGACAGGUGCGUAUUAUGGUUGGUACUUUGUUGUUGACUCGGAUGAGGAUCCGUCGGCGUCGAAGAUUGUGGAUAUUUGGAUUCGGGGACGAGGAGAGAAUACUGAUCCGUUGAUGGCGACGAGGUUUCAGUAA
Messenger RNA from Penicillium atrosanguineum, 1365 nucleotides. RefSeq lists its product as uncharacterized. Gene Ontology annotation, biological process: D-serine catabolic process. The record is from RefSeq and is a predicted model, not a curated record. NCBI's taxonomy places the organism in Eukaryota, Fungi, Ascomycota, Eurotiomycetes, Eurotiales, Aspergillaceae. The transcript is spliced from 2 exons. Gene Ontology annotation, molecular function: D-serine ammonia-lyase activity. Bases 1 to 1365 code for a protein of 454 amino acids.